Thalassophryne amazonica is the source of this 5807-nucleotide messenger RNA. It is a transcript of the gene mdga2a, whose product is annotated as MAM domain containing glycosylphosphatidylinositol anchor 2a. NCBI's taxonomy places the organism in Eukaryota, Metazoa, Chordata, Actinopteri, Batrachoidiformes, Batrachoididae. The transcript has 17 exons. The record is from RefSeq and is a predicted model, not a curated record. Gene Ontology annotation, biological process: homophilic cell-cell adhesion. Bases 1 to 2904 code for a protein of 967 amino acids. Gene Ontology annotation, cellular component: plasma membrane. Gene Ontology annotation, molecular function: protein binding.
AUGACUGAAUGGCUCCUUGUGUUUGCGUACUGCAAAUUCACCAGACCAUGGUUGCUAACUGAGCUCCUAUUGUUGCCCACAGCGCCACCUACAGUGCGCAUUGUGCACUCCACUCAGGCUUGUAACAUUGAGGAGGAACGUUUUAUCGAGCGAGUUUAUACCAUCACAGAGGGUGAGACGCUGGAGUUGCAGUGCCUGGUGACCGGACACCCCCGACCGCAGAUCCGGUGGACAAAGACAGCAGGCGGAGCAUCAGACCGUCAGGGUGACACCUCUGUGCUCAAUGAAACUCUGAGGAUCACUGCCAUCACUCGCCACCAGGGGGGGCGUUACUAUUGCAAAGCUGAGAAUGGACUGGGAUCGCCCGCCAUCCGGUCCAUACGGGUCGAUGUCUACUACCUGGAUGACCCAGUGAUAACGGUGCAUCAGAGCAUUGGCGAGGCGAAGGAGCAGUUCUACUUUGAGCGGACGGUGUUCCUGCGCUGUGUGGCGAACUCCAACCCGCCUGUCCAUUACAGCUGGAGGAGGGGCCGCGAGGUUCUGACGCAGGGUUCUGACUCCGGCGUGGAGAUCUAUGAACCGUUUUUUACCCAGGGCGAGACCAAAAUCCUGAAGCUGAAGAACCUUCGUCCUCAGGAUUACGCCAACUACACGUGCAUCGCGUCCGUCAGGAACGUCUGCGGCAUCAGCGACAAAAGCGCUCGCUUCAACCUCAACAAUGCGACGGCUCCUCCCUCCAUUAAACUCCUGCUCGAUGACCCCCUGGUGGUCAACCCCAGAGAUACGGUUUCACUGGUGUGUGUGGUGACAGGCGGUGACCCCCCUCCCACCCUGAGCUGGGUUCGAACAGGAGAGGAGGAGCUCCCAAAGAAGAGCGUCAUCAAAGGCGGCACAUUAACCAUCCCCGCGAUCACAGCGGAUGAUGGUGGCGUCUACAACUGUGUGGCGUCCAACAAUGUGGGAAACGCUGCCAAGAAAUCCACCACCGUACUGGUCAGAGGCCUUCGUAAAGGCCGGUUCUGGAUCACACCUGACCCAUACCACAACGACGACAACAUACAGAUUGGCCGGGAGGUGAAGAUUAGCUGCCAGGUGGAAGCCACGCCCCCUGAGGAGCUACAGUUCAGCUGGCUGAAGAAUGGCCGGCCACUGCGCAGCUCCGAGCGGAUGGUCAUCACACACACAGACACCGACAUCUCGCCAGGAACCACCAACCUCGACAUCAUUGACCUCAAGUUCACAGACUUUGGCACGUAUACGUGUGUGGCGUCACUGAGGAACGGCGGCAUUACCGAGAUCAGCAUCGACGUAAACAUCUCCUCCACCACAGUUCCUCCAGAGCUGACUGUUCCCAGGGGGCGCUCUCACCUCAUCGCACAGGAAGGUGACACUGUGGACCUGCAGUGUCUGGUCUCAGGGAAGCCUAAACCCAUCAUCCUGUGGUCGCGGGUGGAGGAGGGCGGGGCGGCGGCGGCAGCUGUGAUGCCGGACGGCUUGGCACAGACAGAGAGUUACGACGGCAUUCUGCGCAUCGCCAAUGUGACACGAGAGAUGAGCGGCACGUACCGCUGCCAGACGAGCCAAUACAACGGCUUCAAUGUGAAGCCCAGAGAGGCGCUGAUCCACCUGGUGGUGCAUUUCCCGCCCACGGUGGAGCCAGUGUACACGGAGAUCCGACAGGCUCUGGGCCGGGCCUUCAGCCUCAGCUGCCGCCUGCUGCGGGCUCACCCUGCACGCAUGCUGCAGUACGAGUGGAAACUAGGCUCCCGCCUCCUCACCGUCGGACAGUUCAGCGAACAGCGCGAUGACACCAUCUACCAAGUCCGAGCCCUCAACCGUGAGGGUUACGGCGAGUACACCUGUGACAUCACCAAUGAGGCAGGGGCGGGGCGCUGCACCUUCCUCGUCACUGGGAAGGCCUACGCACCAGAGUUUUACUACGACACCUACAGCGCGCUGUGGCAGAACCGGCCCAGAGUCUAUGGCUUCAAGCUCCAGUGGACACAGAUGGAACCCAACGCUGUCGAUCGCAUCCUGGCCUAUCGCCUCGGCAUCCGGCAGAUGGGUCAGUCCCGCUGGUGGGAGCAGGAGAUCCCCAUGGAGGGAACCAUUCAGAAGGGGGAGCUGCUGACCUACAACUUGACCGAACUCAUCAAACCAGAGUCCUAUCUGGUCAGCCUCACCCCCAUCACCCGUUACGGAGAGGGCGACCCUACUGAGCGCAUCAUCACGUACAGCGCUCCUGUAAACCCACACCUCAGGGAGUUCCAGUGUGGCUUUGAGGAUGAGGCUGUCUGCUUGUUCUCUCAAGACAAAACUGAUGACUUUGACUGGACACGUCAUAGCACCGCCAUCCGAAACACCAAAUAUACCCCCAACACAGGACCGAGCUCCGACCACAAUGGCUCCAAGCAAGGUUUCUACAUGUACAUCGAGACGUCCAGACCGAGGCUGGAAGGUGACAAGGCCCGCCUCCUCUCACCCACCUUCAACAUGGGCUCCAAGAGCUCCUCCUCCAUGAGCGCAACUGCCAACCCCGCCUACUGCUUUGCCUUCUACUAUCACAUGUACGGGAAACACAUCGGAGCGCUCAACGUGUUCCUGCGUCAGAAGGGCCAAACUGCAAUCGAAACAUCCAUGUGGAGUCUGUCCGGUAACCAAGGAGACCGCUGGCACCAAGCCAAGGUCAACAUCCACCCAACCACAGCCUUCCAGAUGGUGAUAGAGGGAGUCCGGGGGCCUGGGAUCGAAGGAGAUAUCGCCGUUGAUGAUGUCACUAUCGAGGAAGGGGAAUGUAAAGACCCUCCCCCCAACAAUCUGAGGUCACUUGCCCCGCCCUCUUUGCCCCAUAUAUGGCAGCUGUGCGUCACCCUGAGCUUUGCUCUUAUUGGACGACAGAGGUGACCCUCAUUUUCUGUGUGGCACCUUUGAGUCCAGUGUUUUUCCACUCUCAUUCCCCCAACCAGCCCCGCCUCAUUUAACCCCGCCUCCACAACUACCAAAGAGGACAUUAGAUCAACAGAUGGCUAAAGCAAAAGGUCAAGAGGUCAUGUAAAAGCUGUCAGUGAGUAGACAGUUAAGGAGAAUGAACCGAUGUCUUUGCUGCCUGCGUCCAUGACACAGAAAAGCUAUUAGCUAGCACGCUGCCGUGACUUUUUUGGUUGUUCCUGUUUGUUCAGAGCCGCCAUGGCGGAUCAGAUCCACAUAUUGAUUUGACUAAAGUUUUACAUUAAAUAUGCAGAAGCAGAGUGGACGGAGGGAGGGGUUGUACCAGAACUCUUCUCACGUCACGCUAAAGGACUAACCGUGGUGCUACUGUGUUGCCCUUUAGCGAACAAGCUAGGUACCAUUUAAUCCAAGAAUCAGGUGUGUUUGAAAUUAGCGCUAGUAUGAGAUUCAAACCUGGAAACCACAAAAUGUGCUCAAAGCUUCAUGAUUAUAAACAGCUGUAGCAAAUUUUGGUUAGAAAAAAAAAUCUCUCAAAUGUUAACAAUGACUAAAACUAAAACAUCUUUUUGCUACAUUUUUGUUCAUGAACUUGUUUCAGUAAUAUUGUUGAUCUCUGAGGUAACAUGAAGAACAAAUGUCAGGAAAAAGGCAUGUGGCUAGCAUACUAGUUAGCCAUGCUAACAACCCUGUUUUUAGAAACAUCAUGCUCUGUUCAUGUAUAAACUGUUAUAAACAAAACAACUGUGUUUAAUGUCAUGUAACAGGUAAGGUAACCAUAAACAUAGAUACAGCUAGCUUACGAGUUGGCUAGUUUGUCUAUAUAGCAUGCUAAUCAGUCUCAUUGAAUCAUUAACUAUGCAAAUUGGUCUAAUCUGUGUUUAUGAGAAAAUAGGAGGCUGCUCAUCAGUGACUUUACUAAAUAAUUUAACAUUCCAGUUGUGACAUUAAAUAUUUGUAAUAAUUAGCUUCACGCUGACAACACGCACUCUGCAGCAGGACCCGCGAGAUCUCGUCACAUUGCCAACUUUUCAAGACACAACUUAAAUCUAUUAAGUCCUUUCUCAUUAGUGUAAUCAUAGUUUCCAACUUAUUUGGUUUCUGACCCCUUAAAAUCCAAACCCACUUCGGACUCACGUGUGACAGGUGGAAUAUUUUAUCGUUAUGGUCCACUUUUUUAAAUUGCUGAAAAGAUUAAAUUAUGCAGCAAGUUACAAAAAGUAAAUCGAUUCUCUACAAAAAUACAUAUAGUUUAUGUUACCACUGAUUUCCUGUCCUGUUGGUGGUCCACACACCCCAGAUUGGAAACAAGUCGAAAGACUGAAAACAAAAGAAGCAUCAACAUUAAAAAUUAUUUCAAUGGAUUUACAAAUACAUUCAGAAAAACUUUGACCUUUUGCUUUCAGCUCAGUUCUGAAAAUGACGCGCUGAAUGGAUGCUUUGGUCACUUAAAGGUGCAUUAUGUGGUUUUCUGUGACAUCUAGUGGUGAGGAGUCAAACUGCAAUGCACCCAACAACCAAAUCUCAGGGUUUGUUGGAUUGAAAUCUGAAACCUCACUCCUGGAUGUCACUGAAAACCACACAACGCACCUUUUAUUAAAAAAAAAAAAAAUCUUUGAAAAAUAAUCCACCCCUUUAACACCCUCCGUCUUAAUGCCGUCCCACCUCACGACCAUCUUCCCGUUACUCCCUGUCAUCCAUAGAUCAACAGUACUGUAGCCACCAGCUGCACGCUCAGACAGCAGUCGUUUUGGUUUUGGCAGAAGGUAACUUUUUCCAGCUGGCAGACCAACACAGCAGCUUUUUUUAAAAAAAGAUUUUUUUGGUCUUAUUUUGCCAUCUGUCUGUCUGCGGCAGACUGAUGACGAGGAUUCGUUCUCUGCCAUGACAUCAAGUGCCUUCAGACUCAAACAGGAAACGAUCGCUGGGUCGACAGCUGUCCUCGUGGGAACGAACUGCUGCCCAAUAAACAGCGAGAGACACGAAGCAAAGUGUUGGACGCUCCUCAGUGUAAAAUAACUUAGUUUGGAUCAUGCAGAGAUUCAGAUUCUUACAAAUGUUUUUAAAGCGGGAGUUGAGCAAAUGUUUAUUUUCCUGUAAAAAAAAAAACAAAAAAACCAUCUAGUUUUCUUCGAGAGGAAAUGCUGCUACUGAGGGAAGGACUUUUAUUUUGACAGGAUUUUGUCUGAUGACUGUAAGGAAGCUGUGGACAGCAAAACUGACUGUGCGAGAAUAAAAAGCAAUCACCCACGUGGUAACACCCUUCGGAGACUUCAAAAUAAAAGACUUUGAGAAGGAGAAACUUCCUUUCGGACGAUGUUCGGCCUGGAAGCCAGUCGACCACAGCCAGUGGGUGUCAGAACUAUUUUAAUAUUUGAUGUUUUCAGGCGGUGUCACAACUCGAGACAGUCAUUUACAUUAAUGAAAAUAAAUGCGCUGCAGCUUUUGAAAAAGCAGGAACAAAAUGAUUUAUUAAAAAGAUCUUAUAUUGUUCUGAUGUUGUUAAAAAAAUAAUAAUAAUGAAGGCACCUGUCUUUAUUUUUUUCAUUUGUUCUGUUUGGAAUUUGAUUGAAUUUUUCUCAGAACUGAAACAGUCAGAGGUUUAUUUAUUCUGAUUUUUUUUUUUUUACCCACUUGACUAAAAAUUUCAAGAUUUGGUUUUCAUGUAGCUUGGUGACGACAUUCCUCCUUGUCUGAACUUCAACAUUUAAUUUUGAGACACUUUUUUUUAACACUCCAAAAUGUGCUCUCUUUCGCUCUCUCUGUCUUCUCUGGGGGGGGGGGCCUUAGAGCUCACUGGCCAAUCACAGCCGAGAUCACAUUACAACAGCUGAGCCCAGGAACAGUGGGCAAAGUCAUUG